AUGGACCAAUCGCUCAUCAAACUCGUCAAUAAGCUCCAAGAUGCAUUCAAUGACGUUGGCAUCCAGAACCCGAUCGACCUGCCGCAGAUCACCGUGCUGGGCAGUCAGUCGUCCGGCAAGAGCAGUGUGCUCGAAAAUAUUGUAGGCCGUGACUUUCUCCCGCGCGGUACGGGCAUCGUGACUCGCAGGCCGCUGAUAUUGCAGCUCAUCAAUCGCAUGCCUGAAUCAGGCGAGGUAGGCGAGCCGACGGGCCAGACCAACCCACACGAAUGGGGCGAGUUUCUGCACCUACCAGGCGAAAAGUUCCACGAUUUCCAGCGCAUUCGCGACGAAAUUGUGCGUGACACGGAGCUCAAAACCGGCAAAAAUGCCGGCAUCAGCGCACAGCCCAUCAACCUGCGGAUUUACUCCCCCCACGUACUUACACUUACGCUCGUCGACCUACCAGGUCUGACCAAGAACCCGGUAGGUGACCAGCCAAAGGACAUUGAGCGGCAAAUCCGGGAUAUGCUGCUCAAGUACAUCUCCAAGCCGAACGCGAUCAUUCUGGCGGUGACGGCCGCCAACACGGACCUGGCAAACUCGGAUGGUCUGAAGCUCGCGUCUGAAGUGGACAUCGAUGGCAGUCGCACGGUGGGUGUGCUGACCAAGGUGGACUUGAUGGACGAGGGCACGGAUGUCGUCGAUAUCCUUGCCGGCCGCGUGAUUCCACUGCGCCUUGGCUACGUGCCUGUUGUGAACCGCGGACAGCGCGACAUUGACACGAAAAAGACGGUGGCCGCCGCUCUGGAUGCUGAGCACGAGUUUUUUGCGAACCACCCGAGCUACAGCUCCAAGGCGCAGUUCUGCGGUACGCCCUUCCUGGCGCGUAAGCUGAGCACGAUUCUCAUGCACCAUAUCCGCAACACGCUGCCAGACAUCAAGACACGGAUCCAGGCACAGCUGAAAAAGUUUGAGCUGGAGUUGGCGUCAUUGGGUGGUGCUAUGGGCGAUGCGAACGCUAGCAAUGCCGUGCUCACGAUCAUAACUGACUUUUGUAACGACUUCCGGCAAGUGAUUGAUGGCAACAGCAACGACCUGAGUGUGAAUGAGCUGGCAGGAGGCGCUCGCAUAAGUUUUGUGUUCCACGAGCUGUUUAGCAGUGGUGUUAAAAGCAUCGAUCCGUUCGACUCGGUGAAGGACACGGAUAUCCGCACGAUUCUAUACAAUUCGUCUGGAUCGUCGCCCGCUCUGUUUGUGACGACAUCAGCCUUCGAGGUCAUUGUGAAGCAGCAGAUUCGGCGCCUGGAGGAGCCGAGUCUCAAAUGCUGCUCGCUUGUGUAUGACGAGUUGGUGCGGAUACUGUCCCAGCUCAUUGCGAAGAACACCCAGUUCCGCCGCUUCCCUGCGCUGCGUGAGCGCUUCAACUCGGUUGUCAUUCACUUCUUUAAGCGGUGCAUGGCACCGACGACGAAGCUGGUGGCCGAUAUUGUGGCUGCUGAGGCGUGCUAUCUCAACACGGGUCACCCCGACUUUUUGUCGGGCCACCGCGCCGUGUCGAUUGUGACGGAGCGACACAUGGCCGCGCAGUCGCAUUCGACAGCUACGUCCGGUACCGAGAUCCGCGGCGGCAAGACCGUGCCGAGCUCGGUGCUGAACAACAACAAGGAUCUGGACGUGGACAUCAAGGAGUCGACGGGCUUCUUUGGCAGCUUUUUCCCGAACAAGAACAAGGCCAAAAAGAGCAUGAUGGAGCCGCCACCUCCCAGUCUCAAGGCGACGGGCUCGCUGACGGACCGCGAGGCGAUCGAAACGGAUGUCAUCAAGCUGUUGAUUUCGUCGUACUAUAACAUUACCAAGCGCACGAUCAUCGAUAUGGUGCCGAAGGCGAUCAUGCUGAACCUUGUCAACUUUGCGAAGGAGUCGAUGCAGCGCGAAUUGCUCCAGUCUCUCUACCAGCAAGACAUUCUGAAGGAGCUUAUGAAGGAAUCAGACCACGUCGUGGCGCGUCGCCGCGAGUGCGUCAAAAUGAUCGGCGCGCUGGAAAAGGCCGCCGAGAUUUGCGCGACAGUGUAA
This is a messenger RNA of Malassezia restricta, 2055 nucleotides long. Its product is annotated as dynamin 1-like protein. Gene Ontology annotation, cellular component: cytoplasm; membrane; microtubule. Lineage: Eukaryota; Fungi; Basidiomycota; Malasseziomycetes; Malasseziales; Malasseziaceae. Gene Ontology annotation, biological process: peroxisome organization. The record is from RefSeq and is a predicted model, not a curated record. Bases 1 to 2055 code for a protein of 684 amino acids. The transcript has 3 exons. Gene Ontology annotation, molecular function: GTP binding; GTPase activity; microtubule binding.